AUGUUCCCCUCGCAGGCGGCUAAUCUCGACAUUGAGGCCUUGAGUGGUAUCUGUGGCUCGAUCUCAAUUGCCUGCUGGGUUGUUGUCUUCUCGCCGCAGAUUAUUGAGAACUUUCGCCGCGGCUCUGCUGAUGGAUUGUCCCUCCUCUUCCUCAUCGUCUGGCUAGCGGGGGAUGUCUUCAAUAUCCUUGGCGCCGUCCUCCAGGGCGUUCUGCCCACGAUGGUCAUUUUGGCUGUGUACUACACUCUGGCAGACAUCGUGCUUCUGGGCCAGUGCUUCUACUAUCGGGGGUUCAACAUCCGAGAUGAAUUUUCUUCCUCACCGACCCUAGAAUCUGACCCGGUUGCGACUGGUGCGCUGGACAGUGAAGGCAAUCGACCCGAGGUUACCGCAGCACCGACCGAACGCUCGGCUUUGAUACCCAAGCCCAAUGGUCAUGUUCACAUCCAAGAGCCGGCUGGUGGUGAAAUCCACGGACAGCACUCCCGGGAUCGUGCCCGAUCACAGUCAUCUUCAUCGGCCCAGGGACGACGGCACUCUGUCUCUUCAUUCAAAGACAUCCUGCACACCCAUGUGGAUGGAACCCACCUGUCUCCAGCGACUCCAUUCAUUGAUCCCGAUGUAGAUAGCGCUCGUGCUCAACGGCGUCGCCGUCGUAUCUCUGCGGUCCAAAGUAUUCUCUUCAACGCUACAGCCAUCCUUCUCGUCUGUGCUGCCGGUAUUCUAGGCUGGUACAUCACUCCCGGACCAAAGAAAUCGCAAUCGCAGUCGGCCCCCGAACCUCUCACUAUGGACCCUUUGGGCCAGUUCUUUGGAUAUCUGUGUGCUGUUUUCUAUCUGGGCUCUCGACUCCCCCAGCUACUACUCAACUACCGCCGCAAGUCGACCGAUGGAGUCUCCUUGUUAUUUUUCCUGUUUGCCUGCAUCGGCAACUUGACUUAUGUUCUCUCUAUUAUGGCAUACUCGCCCAUUUGCCAGGGGACAGUAUCCACUACGAACCGCUCCAACGCGUUCUCACACCGCCAUCGUCCACAAUGUCGCCCUGGCGAGACAGCAGAAUUGUACGGACGGUAUGUGUUGGUGAAUCUGUCCUGGAUUAUAGGCAGCUUGGGAACGUUGCUGUUGGAUAUGGCGAUCUUUGUGCAGUUUUUCCUGUAUCGGGACAUGAAGGAUCUAGAUGAUGAAGAUGAAUGA
Messenger RNA from Penicillium canariense, 1194 nucleotides. Its product is annotated as PQ-loop repeat-containing protein. The coding region runs from base 1 to 1194 and encodes 397 amino acids. Gene Ontology annotation, cellular component: fungal-type vacuole membrane. NCBI's taxonomy places the organism in Eukaryota, Fungi, Ascomycota, Eurotiomycetes, Eurotiales, Aspergillaceae. The transcript has 2 exons. The record is from RefSeq and is a predicted model, not a curated record. Gene Ontology annotation, biological process: basic amino acid transmembrane export from vacuole.